Scheffersomyces stipitis CBS 6054 is the source of this 357-nucleotide messenger RNA. RefSeq lists its product as uncharacterized. The record is from RefSeq and is a predicted model, not a curated record. Bases 1 to 357 code for a protein of 118 amino acids. The transcript has a single exon. NCBI's taxonomy places the organism in Eukaryota, Fungi, Ascomycota, Pichiomycetes, Serinales, Debaryomycetaceae.
AUGAGCGUAUUGACAAAUCCUUCCAGCUACAGUCCGCGGGAGGUUCUUCUUCUCGUACAGCUUCUCCAUACACACACGAUUCUAGACCCGCAGGGCAUAACCAGUGCCUCGGACGAAACCAUCCAGAAGGUUCUAAACGAGUGGAAGAACCAUGCCAGCGUCAAGAUGGAACAGCGGGUCAUCAAGGUAAACACGCGGUUGCAACUCAAGGAGUUGUACGAGAAUCUACUCAAGAAAUACGAGGUGGAUCUGACAGUGGAUUUGGCCAAUAUCAUCUUCUACUCCAGAUUGGAAGAGUUGGAGAACAAAAUUCAGGACUAUAAGAAGGAAUUCCAGGAGACGCUCGAAGAGCAAUAG